AUGUUAACCACUGAAGGGCGAUGGAGUGGCCAAGCAUCCUGGUGGCGGCACCUCCUUCGUGGCUCCUCAGCAGCUGACCCUGAACCAGCAGCUGAUCCUGAACCAGUAGCUGACCCUGAUCCCUCCAAGAGCUAUAGUUACCAGGUAGUCCAUCAUGGCUAUCCCCACUACGGCUACCACCAUGGCUAUCGCUACCCCUACUAUGGCUACGGUUACAGCCGUCACUAUGGCUACCCUUACACCUACCACAAGCACCACAAGAGAUCAGCCGACCCUGAGCCCGAAGCUGAACCUCACUACAGAUAUUACGGACACCCUCACUACUACAAAGGAUAUUAUCACGGUUAUCCUUACGCCUAUCCUUACUACGCCGGUUACCGCUACCGCUACAGGGGAUAA
This is a messenger RNA of Penaeus vannamei (Pacific white shrimp), 399 nucleotides long. NCBI's taxonomy places the organism in Eukaryota, Metazoa, Arthropoda, Malacostraca, Decapoda, Penaeidae. The record is from RefSeq and is a predicted model, not a curated record.